This is a messenger RNA of Pelobates cultripes (western spadefoot toad), 567 nucleotides long. The record is from the annotation of a GenBank genome assembly. NCBI's taxonomy places the organism in Eukaryota, Metazoa, Chordata, Amphibia, Anura, Pelobatidae.
AUGCGGCCUGUCCCAAAGGCCUUGACUUUUGGCCCUUGCUCUCGAUGUGCAGAGCAGCGAGCAGACCCUCAAGCAGUCAGUCGGGGAGGAUGUGAGGAGGCAGACCCAGUUUUAGAGCAGCCCCACACAGCACCCAAGCGUCAGAUGGAAUCAGAUGAAAUUAUCCCGAGAGGAGGUGAGUAAAACUGUGGCCAGCUAAGAUGGCGGCGGAACCGGAAGCCCACUUUAUAUUUAGGAAUCUUCAGCAUUAAUUAAUUAAAAAUACUUAUGGCUCUUGGACUGAGAGAUCUCUCCUGAUUACUGCCUCUCCACCUGUGCAAAAGGUCAUUCGAGGUAGGAUGAAGAUCACCUCUGCUUCCUUCUGACCAAGCCCAAGUCAUUAUCUAUAACUAUAUAACAUAUUAAACCAAUAAAAUGUGAAGUUAUACAAUUAUUGAGCAAUGGCGUAUCUGAAUGUCGUCCACAGAUAUAACAUUUUAUUUCAUAUUACUUCUAACAUUUCUUAUUUUUCUUUUUCUAUCAGAAUCACAAUCACAGCAAAAUAAUUUAGGAGGUGGUCGAAUGUGA